Messenger RNA from Xiphophorus maculatus (southern platyfish), 3116 nucleotides. Its product is annotated as gastrula zinc finger protein XlCGF57.1-like. The record is from RefSeq and is a predicted model, not a curated record. Gene Ontology annotation, cellular component: nucleus. The transcript is spliced from 2 exons. Gene Ontology annotation, biological process: central nervous system development; regulation of transcription by RNA polymerase II. Gene Ontology annotation, molecular function: DNA-binding transcription factor activity, RNA polymerase II-specific; RNA polymerase II cis-regulatory region sequence-specific DNA binding. NCBI's taxonomy places the organism in Eukaryota, Metazoa, Chordata, Actinopteri, Cyprinodontiformes, Poeciliidae. Bases 55 to 1431 code for a protein of 458 amino acids.
GGCGGAAGACGGAUGGUUUGUUUUGUCGAAUGUGAGUGGCAUCUGUAAAGAAAAAUGUCUUCAGUGCAGCUUCAGCGAGAGCUUAUCAGCGAUCAAUUAGCUCAGACUGAAGAAACGGUCACAGAGUUUAAAGAAAUUGUUAUCAAGUCCGAGGAAGAGAUGGAUUUUACCCGGACAUCCCAGAUAGUUUUAAACCGAAAAGACCUCCUGGAGCAUAACCUUAUUAAGGAGGAGCCAUGUAAACAGGAGAGGAGCUUCACUCCGGACCAGGAGGAGUUGGAGCCUCUGCAGGUGAAGCAAGAAGAUGAAAAGACAGAAUGUCAGCAAAUAAAAGAAGAGCAGGAGGAGUUAGAUUAUUUGCAGAUAAAAGUGGAAGAGGACGAAGUUUACUACAGUCAGGGCGAAGAACAGCUUGCACUGAAACAGGAGGCUGAUGCUUAUUAUGAGCAAACAUAUCAAACUGAACCAGAACCAAACAGGACUCAAGUCAUCUUUCAGGAAGCUGCUGAAGCUGAGAACCAAAAUCAGGAAAGAAGCAAUGAUAACAACUUUGGAGCGAAAAGAGAUGAAGAGAAGAAACAUAAGAGGCACCAGAAAGCCAGACAGCAUGGUGACAGUUCAAAGCAAAAAGGUCAUGAAAACCUUCCUCAAAGUAGUGACUUGACUAAAAAGACAUGUGAGAGGCCAGUCUCAAGUCGGAAACGUUUCAGCCGAAAAGAUAAAUUAAAUCGUCACAUGUCAGACCACACAGGUGAGAAACCUCUUCUAUGCGUGAACUGUGGAAAAGGUUUCAGUUGUAAUAGUGACCUAACUGUUCACAUGAGAGUUCAUACAGGCGAAAAGCCAUUUCUGUGCGUCAAGUGUGGAAGAAGUUUCAGUAGAAGAAGUAAUCUAACUGUUCACAUGAAAGCUCACACAGGUGAAAAGCAAUUCCAAUGCAUUACAUGUGGCAAACAUUUCAUUUCAAAAGGUUCUUUGAUUAUUCACGUGAGAAGGCACACAGGUGAGAAGCCUUUCCAAUGUAAGACCUGUGGAAAACGGUUUGUUGAUCAAUAUUCUGUGAAUCUUCACAUGAGGAGUCACUCGGUGUUGAAGCCUUAUAUUUGCGUGAACUGUGGAAAAAGUUUUGCUCAGAAACAGAAUUUAACAAGUCACAUGAUGAUUCACACAGGUGAAAAGCCUUUUUCAUGUGUGACCUGCGGAAAAUGUUUCAGUCAAAAAGGUAUUUUAACUCGUCACAUGCUGAUUCACACAGGCGAGAGGCCUUUUCAGUGUCUGACUUGUGGAAAAGGUUUCAAUCAAAAAUGUAGCUUAACUGAUCACAUGACGAUUCACACAGGUGAGAAGCCUUUUUCAUGCUCAGCUUGUGGAAAAGGUUUCAGUCGGAGACAUGCUUUAACUAAGCACAUGAAAAGCCAUGUGCUUAGUUAAAUAAAAUCUACUCUAGUCCAAGUCAUUUAAAACACACAUGAGUAAAAGGUACUUGGUUACCUUGUAAUAACUUUUUAAGAAAACAUUACCUAAAUGCGUCAUUUAGGAAGGAAAACUAGUCAUAAUUUGAGCAGUAUUUUUUCAUGUAUGAUGUUAAAGUUCACUGUAAAAUCAUUCGGGUAAAAACCAGAAUAAAAGGAGGAAUUUCUUGUCUAUGAACUGGAGAAAUUGUUUCAACUAAAUAUGGAAAGUAACACUUCCCUCAGGAACUCACACAGAUUAAAGAACUCUAACUUUUCUAGUUUGUGGAAAAGAUCAACUGUGAUCAUUUGAUGGUUCAUAAACCUCAUAGACCAGAAGUUGUAAUAACAUGAUUGUUGUAAAAUUAUCUGAUUUUGGUGGGACUUGGACAUUUCCAGUAAAAAAUCUGCAGUUUGCGGUUACCCAUACAAUUGAUACACAAGUGUGAUAGUUUUGUUUUUAAAGUGAGAUUGAAAUUGAUUCUGUCGUUUAUUUGACAUUUUAAUAACUUAUUUAGAAGCUAAUUCACUCUUACAUUCAUUGAUUGUUUUUGAUUGUACAAAUGAUCUGUGGUUGUCUUCAAUAACUGGGGUUGCCUUUCUUUUUGGUAUUCCAGUUUUUCUCGGUCACUUUGGUGCCUUUCUUGAAUCAUUGUUUACAUUUACAAAACAGGAAGUGCAUUUCUCAAAACAAUUUGUACAAACAGUUAAGAUUGCCAGCAAUAGCCAGUUAAAAUCCUUAGUUUAUCUCUCAAAAGUAAAUAUUUGUGUCAAUGAAUAUGUCUGUGCCCCAGAAUGUCAAGUCAUUGUUUCGUUGUGUAUGGAUACGAGUCUAAUUGAUUAGUCAUGUUGUGAAUAUAACAUUGUACUCUGCAGGGAUGUUCUGCUGUAAACUAUGGUUAAAGUUUUGAUGUCAUGUUGUAAACUGUUAAAGGAGACCAGUGGCGAGAGACUGGACAAGAUUCACAUUUAUGAUUUUUCUGUAAUGUGUUCCCAGACCGUGUCAUUGUGAUACAGAAAGCAGAACACAAAGAAAAAUAAUAGAAAUAGGAACAUAAGGCAGAAUUACAUGCUGAGAUAAAUUACAUUUUUGUUUAGUCUCCUACCUCCUAUCCUUGCUAUUUAACUUUUCAUAACAGGAAAACUGGUUAAUUUAAUGCUUCACACGUUUGUCUUUGUUGAAGAAAGUCAGGAUUCACCUGGGAGCAAAUUAAUAGUUCAGGACAGAAAAUAAGUCUCAUUAAGUCUCAUUGUACAAAAAUAUACUUGACACAUGACAUUUUGCAUGCUAACACUUAUAACAUAAAGUUACACUUAAAUGUUGUAGAGGUGGAGACAAUUCAACAAAGACCCAUGUAAUACAUUUUGAUCAAAAUAAAGAAAAAGGCAGGAAAUAGUUUACAAUCAUUUGCAACGUGUUCACAGAACUGAGAAAAUGUUUUUUUUUAAUGUAUACAGGAGGUGCAGUGAUUUGGAGGUUGAAGAAGUAGUUUUGAGAAUUUCAGUUCUGCUCUGAGAAAUGCUCCACAGCAACUGAGAAAAACUGCUGCUCUUUUGCCUCAGCUAUUUUUUAGAGUACUUUUACUUUUUAAAGUUGAAACAAUAUUUUUUGUGUGUAUGUAAAUGGAUAUAUGUUUGAUUACAGGAGUAAUUAAAGUAUAUAAA